AUGGCAGCAGCUGAUGUUCAACAAGAAUGGCGCUCGGAGGAUAUGCUCGACCAUGAUCAGGAUCGCUUCGCAAAACCACCACCUUCCGCCUCAUCCCUCCUUCCCGCCCUACCCGUCGACACCUCCUCCAACAAGGAUCAUGAUCACCAUAACGACUCUGGUCUCGAUGGAAUCGAUACCCAGGUCGAGAACCUCGGAUUCCGCUCCCCACCCGCCUCAACCACCAUCUCCCGCUCCUCCACUGGCGUUUCCUACCCGUCCCCACCCCCUGCAUGUAAUACCAACAAGAACUACAACCCACCACAUCCGCCAACAUCCGACCCUCGACAGUCCAACUCACCCCCUCAGGCUGCACUUUUCACCGACCAGGUCUCUUCGAUCAAUACCAAGAUGCGCGAGGCUAACCUCCCGACCCCACUGCAGACACAGUCGCUUGACAGCCGGGUCCCACGCCAUGCCCAAGCCCCCCUCGCCAGUCCUUCCUACAUUCAUUCUCCGUCCGGCAACUCGGACUCGCCCAUGACCUCCAACUAUGGUCAGCAACACCAGGCCCCGUGGAUGAAUUCACACCACCCUCUCCAACAGAGCGCCUCGCCUCGACAUGGACCUCUCCUCACCCCCGGUGCUUCCUCGCCUGCGCUCUCCCCUCACCCUUCCUCAGCAGCCUCGCUCAGAGGAUCGUCCAAUUCGCUCCCUCUGCCAGGCCCAACCUCCCGGAAAAACUCUGUAGCGAGUCUGUCAGGCGGCAUAGCCCGAGUUUCACCUGGCUUCCGAGGCGCCCCUCUUGGCCAGACUUCCGACACCGACUCUGUCCUGAAGCAGUUUGACGUCUAUUUUGGAAAAGUCUAUCUCCGUGGACAACUGCAGAAGAAGAACGACCUGGGUCUGGAUGGAUUCAAGCUGCAGGGAGAGCAGUGGGCGGCCUACACUGCAGAGCUGAUCGGGCCUAAGCUGAGAUUGACGCCCAUGCCCGGUUCCACCGGAAUGGGUGGUCGUGCAGAGGAAAUGAACAUGGAGGAGGCGACGGUCGAGAUGCUGGAUGGACCCAAUGGUGGCACGUUUACGGUCAAUUGGAUGGGCGCCAACAAGGCGUGCUUCCAGCCCGUGCAGCAACUCUCAUUGGGCGCACCCGAAAUCGGAUCGGCUGUCCAGGAUUGGGUCUGUGCUAUUCGUCUCAGUUGUUACGAGUGCUCUCGUCUGCAAGAGAUUUACACUUCGACUUUGUUGCGUCGACCAAAGUUCCGUGACCAGGUCGCAGCGACGAUCGAAGGACCCAUGAAGGCUGAAGGUAUGCUCCGUGUCAAGUUUUGGGCGGGCGAGGAUUGGAUGCGUCUGUGGGUCGUGGUCUCGGACCAGCGUGGCGAGGAGGUCAAGAAGAAGAAGCAAGGCAAGAUCCUUCAGGCGGCACCUAUCCGUGGUCAGAUCCAUUUCUACGAGAACCAAAAGUCAAAACGACCCUUCAUCUCAAUGUACAACGUCAGUCAAGCCUAUGCCGUCUGCCCUAGUCGUUCGUCCAUCAACGCCUCCAAGGACAACAAGGUCGAUGAGGAGGGUUCCUUGACGAUCAAGUUGGAGGGAGAUGUGGUUCUUCAGCGCGAGAAUUUGUUUGCUCCGCGCAAGGGUUUCUUCAGCAGCCCCUCUGCUCCUUCGACUGUUGCCCGGGAUCUUCAGGCCCUACUCCCUACAGGAAAGUCCAUGUUUGCGAUGUUCCAAGUCCCCAACGCGGUCGAGCGUACAAAGUUCCUUUUGGGAACCAGUGAGGCCUUCAGGAUCUAUGGCAAGCCCGGUCCACUGCUAUUCGACUCGCCUACUGACCCUGCUGCGAUGAACUUUGGAUGCAUGGCGUCGUCCUUGCUCCAACAGGAGCUCUUGAUCGGAUUGGACGCUGUCUUGCACUUGCCCCAAAAGGGUGAGUCCCUGGCCGAUGUCAAGUUCUCGUUCGGAGAAGUCCUUCGCAAGCGCCUCAUGGCCGAGAAUUCACCCCCACAGAGUCACCAACGCCGGUUCUCGAACCAGUCUGGAAGCAGACGUCAGAGCACGUUGCCCUAUGGUGUCCCCGAGGGAAUGGUCGCCCCUUCGCCCAUGAUGGCCAUGGCCAUGCGGUCACGCGCCAAUUCUGGAUCUGGAUUCUUGGUCCCUCAGCCGUCGCCUGGUCUGCACCCUGCUCACAUGUCACCCUGGGCUGGUUCGCCUUACUCGCCUCAGUUGGGUCCCUAUGCCAUGUCCUACUCGCCCAGACAGGGGCCUCUCCAUGCUUCGCCAUAUAACCAGCACUUGACACGGCCUGCCUAUGCGACCUCCAACGCUAGCACGGACGAAUAUGACGCCAAUUUGGUCACGGAUGAAGAAGGAGAGGAUGAAGAGUACCCCGACAGCCCCGUGGACGAGGACGACGGACUCCAGACACCCUUUCGGUCACGCGCAGGAUCUCUCAUGGCUCCACCAGCUCUCCCUGGCGGGUACGGACAAGCCCGUAAGGGAUCUGUGGGGGCUCUCAGUCUGCAGAGUGGCAGCGUUGGAUCAUCGAUGUUGGGUCGAUCUGGUCGGAGCGCCAGUUUCACUAGCAACUACGGCGUGCAGGUCGUGACCCCCGAGUCCGCCGCCGCCGCUGCAGCCGCCGCCAAGAAGACUGUUCUGGAGUUACCAUCGUUGAACUCGUUCUCGGACGAUUUCGGUAUCCGUUCUGAAGCCAACAAGGAGAAGCAGCGAAAAUUGACCGCUGUCGUGUACCCGACCCAGAUUGUGAUCCCCAAGAACAAGAAGCGGAAGGAUUCGACGACGGGAGAGACGCUGUCUCCAGGAGGACCUGCAGGUGCAGGUGGGUUGAGAAACGCGACCUCUUUGGCGUCGCCUUCUUUCCCUAGCGCCGGAGGUGCACCCAGCCCGUCGAUCAAGGUCAGUGGUGAAGAUGAGCUUGAGAGCAAGUAA
Messenger RNA from Linnemannia hyalina, 2928 nucleotides. Lineage: Eukaryota; Fungi; Mortierellomycota; Mortierellomycetes; Mortierellales; Mortierellaceae. The record is from the annotation of a GenBank genome assembly.